AUGAGUGGGAUCAGAAAGAAGAAGUCUAAGCAGAAAACACUGCAAAAUCUGAAAUGCGCACUACAGGGGCUUUUACAGGCCCCGAACAGACCUUCCAGUGCCAGCACAGUGCCCGUGCAGCGACAAACCAAAACUCCAGACACCAAUGUUAAACAACAGCAGCCAUCGGAAGAAGCUGAUUCCCCGUCACUUCCAGAGUCGGCAGGAAUAGUGUAUGUCAUGUCCAAAGAGGCGCAACUGAUCCCCAAACUCACCGACGAACAGGUCUUGGAGCGGCACAAACGAGCUGACGAAAACAUGCGUCGCGCCUGGUCUCAUCUGAUCCAGAAAUACGAGGCUCUGCAGGAUCAGGGCGACGUGGUGGAUCUAACCACGGGCGAAAUAAUAGAGGAUAACGGCCACGUCAGAAGCCUAAGCGGACGCGAUGGCCCUGGCUCCUGCUCCAGCGAUCCAAACUACGUCAGCGUACUAAGUGACCUUAUCGAGAUCGAUAAAACCACUACCAACAUAUGGAAAGAGAGCGACAACGAGAGCGACAACGAGAGUGAGAGCGAGAGUGGAAGUGAAAGCGAUAGCGAUAGAGAUACGGCUGCGAAAACUUCACAAACUACAGAACCGGGCUAA
This is a messenger RNA of Lachancea meyersii CBS 8951, 624 nucleotides long. The record is from the annotation of a GenBank genome assembly. NCBI's taxonomy places the organism in Eukaryota, Fungi, Ascomycota, Saccharomycetes, Saccharomycetales, Saccharomycetaceae.